This is a messenger RNA of Sodiomyces alkalinus F11, 2739 nucleotides long. RefSeq lists its product as hypothetical. The transcript has 2 exons. The record is from RefSeq and is a predicted model, not a curated record. NCBI's taxonomy places the organism in Eukaryota, Fungi, Ascomycota, Sordariomycetes, Glomerellales, Plectosphaerellaceae. The coding region runs from base 278 to 2581 and encodes 767 amino acids.
GAGAACAUCACGAACUUCCUUUUGCUCUUCUUCCCUUUACUACCCACCUAGCUCUCGUCCUUUUUUUUUCUUCUUAUCUUUUUCCUUUCAACCUCUUUGGCGACUUUUCGUCUCACAUCUCUCUGCCACUUCUCCUAUUGUAAUUCGCGACCCUACAGGCUAUGAGUGUGCCGUUCCGGCCACCACAUACAAUACCGACGCAUCUCACAUAAAUCCGACAGCCCUUCAAGGACACUAAACGACCGACCAUAAUCUGCAUUCCUGCGGGCGUACCGCCAUGCCCCCACAUCAUGAACCUCUUAACUCACUGGGUCCGGCAGACUGGACCACCGUCUCCCCAGAGGAGCUGCCUGACCUGAUCACCGAGACCUUCGCAGACGCCCAGACAAUCAUCGACUCUCUCCCGGUGCCUUCAACCCUCCAGAAGGCCACCAAGUCAACCUCAAGUAGUCGCCGCGCCCGCUCCCAUACCGACCCCCCGACCCCGUCGACCGCGAUCAACCGUUCGCUUUCGCCCCGCCAGUCCGGUGCCUCCCUUAAGCUGGUGCAGGACCUGAUGAAGGAGUGGAAGGCAGUCAAGAUCAACUCGCGCGAGAACCCCCUCUCUAUCAAUGUCUACAAGCUUGCUGCCAAGGACGGCCGGGGCGCCUGGUUUGCUCGCCGCAGCGUUCACGACGGUCUGUCCUUCGAGAAAUGGAAGCUGGGUCUUGAGAGGGAGUUUGCCGAAUCUAUGAAGGUUCAGGAUGGCCCUGGUGCUGGUUGCAUUCGGGGCAUCGGCGCCGACAAGAGGGUCGAGCAUCACCUUUUGGAGGAUGUUGGUAAGGCCGAAGUCUUUCAGUUGUCAGCUCAAUUUCCCGGUCCGACCACACCGCGAGACUUCGUCACCCUCGUCCUGACCGGCGAGGCGUCUCACCACCCACCAACUUCCCCUUCAUCUAUGGGAUCUAGUCGGCCGCUGCGAUCUUUCAUGGUCGUGUCAAAACCGUGUCACCACCCAGAGUGUCCCCCACGCGAAGGUUAUAUCCGUGGUCAGUACGAAUCAGUCGAAAUCAUUCGCGAGAUCCCCUCCGACAAGCCGGCAGUUCGCAGAUCAAAGUCGUCUAUCGAUCUCGGCACGGACAAGGACAGGCGCCAGUCCAUCGCCGAGGACAUGGGGAAACAAGCCGUCCUUCGAGCAGCUCAACGCACGGCCGAACCCCAGAAGGAUGAUGACGGCCUCAACCGAGGCGAAUCUGCGGCCUCCACGGGCGACAGCCAUGCACGAGGUGACGCCGUACAUGGUCCAGGCGGUGCUGCAAGCGACGGGGAUGAGUCUCCCACGACUAUCGAGUGGCUCAUGAUCACCCGGAGCGACCCCGGAGGCACCGUGCCCCGGUUCAUGGUCGAAAGAGGAACUCCUGGUGGAAUCGUUUCCGAUGCCAGCAAGUUCCUCAAGUGGCUCACUUCCAAGUCUGCGCGAGAAUUCGCUUCCGGUCCAGAGCACGAGCAUGCCGGAUCGGACCGCGCCAAAGCGGACGCUCUGCACGCCGAGGAGACGGAGUCUCGUGCUCAGAAAAUCGCUUUGGAGCCCACGUCCAAUCUCGUUCCGGACGACGACGACAAUGGCGACAGCGGAAAGCCAAGGCGAUCGUUUGAACGGCAGGGGUCGCAUGGAUCGGAGGAUUCUGACGCCGCUGCCAGCAGUAACGGCCUCUACGGGAUCCUUUUGGGGGCCUUUGGGAUGGCCAGCUCGGUCGUCGCUAGCAAACUUCCAAACAACCUGCCGGGGUUCUUUCAGAAUGGAAACAAUGCGAGCAGUGAGACGAUACCCGAGGAAGAAAACGACUCCACGGAUGACCAGAGCGACGCUUCCUCUCUGAGGUCCUUCACAUCCGCAGUCGAACCUCCGCAAUCAGACCGCAUCGACAACAGCAACGCCGACGGCAGCAGUGUCGGAGCCGGGGCCACCGCUGACCGGCAUGGUUGCGAUGAUGCCAAUUCAAUCCAGUCCAAUUCGAACGAGUCUAGCCCCAGCACCACCAGCAAGCCCCUCACGCAGGCCAACACGCAGUACGAGAAGGACCUCCGCAAGCUCGGAGACCGCCGCAAUAAGGUGAACGACAAACUGGCGCGGCUGCAGAGCCGUAUCGCGACCAAGCGGGACGAGGACGCCCAAAAGGACGCCAGCGCCCUCUCCAAGCUGCGCGGGAAGCACGAGCGCGAGAUGGCCAAGCAAGAGGAGAAGUACCAACGCGAGCUCCGCCGGCUCGAGGAGAAGCGGCAGAGCGAAGAGCGCAAAGCGGAACAGCGUCGCCGGAAGCAGGCCGAGCGGGAAGAAAAGGCCAACAUCGGUCUCGAGCUCCAGCGCGUCCGCGCCGAGCGGGAUAUCGCGCUGAAGCAGGUCGAGGCGCUCAAAGCCCAGGUUGGCGAGCUGCAGACUCAGAAUACGCGCCUCGUGGCAGAGAUGGGGAGAAGGGAUGGGGCGUCAUCUCCUACCGUGCAGAAGGGGCCGUCAGGGUCCGCGGCCGGAAGCCAACUCGCAGAGGAGCAGCAGCCGAUACAGGGCGUCCAGAGAGAGGGCCGUGACGUCUCUGUAGGAUAAAGUCGCGAAGCCAGCUGUGGAUGACGAUCGGGCUGCCGAGGGGCCGGGCUGGAAUGGAACCUAAUCAUUAGCGUACGUGUAUGGGAUCCUUUACCAAGACGAGCGAUGAAGAUUGUAUGACCCAUCAUGAAUAGAUAGAUAUGCUUAGAAGGCUAGGG